AUGUCCGGCAUCGUCAACAAGAUCAAGGAGGCUGUCCACAGCGAUAGCAAGUCACACGGCUCUAGUGCCCCUGAAGGCACCCACGGCCCCCACGGCUCGCGCAUCGCUAACGCUGCCGACCCCCGGGUCGACUCGGACCUCGACAACCGUGGCUCAGGACGCACCGCCGGCCAGGGCGAGUACGGUUCGUCCGGCAUCGGCGGUGCUGGCCGCACUGCCGGUCAGUACGGCGAGUCUGGUACCGGUGAGUAUGGCAGCAGCACAACCGGUACCGGUGCGGGAGAGUACGGCACUAGCCGUACUGCGGGACAGACCACCGGCGAGUAUGGUAGCAGCACAACUGGUACUGGUGCGGGCGAAUACGGUUCUAGCCGCACUACGGGUGCGGGCGAGUACGGCACUGGCCGCACUGCGGGACAGACAACUGGCGAGUACGGUAGCAGCACAACCGGUACUGGUGCGGGCGAGUAUGGCUCUAGCCGCACCACAGGUACCGAUGAGUACGGCACUGGCCGCACUGCUGGCCGCGGCGAGUAUGGCUCCUCCGGCGUUUCGGAAGGCACCCAUGGACCCCACAGCAGCCGCCUAGCCAACGCGGCCGACCCCCGCUCGGGCGCCUACGGCUCUUCGGGCGCUGGGGGCCUCGGCUCCUCCGGCCCUGGCCCGGCCUCCAGGACGGCAGGCCCACACAAGAGCGACCUCGCCAACAAGCUCGACCCACGAGUCGACUCGGACCUCGAUAACUCGCGCACCGUGGGCGGCAACAGGACCUAUGAAGGAGUCAACCGGGACCCAACCGACGCAGCGCAGGUGCCGCCGUCGGUGCUGAAGAAGCACGUCGGCGACCCAUCAAUUGAGCACGAUGACGCCGGGCACCAUCGCGAGAGGCGCCACAGCAUCAAGACGCAUCAGGAAAAUUUCCGUGGGGUCUGA
Dichotomopilus funicola is the source of this 933-nucleotide messenger RNA. RefSeq lists its product as uncharacterized. The transcript is spliced from 3 exons. Bases 1 to 933 code for a protein of 310 amino acids. NCBI's taxonomy places the organism in Eukaryota, Fungi, Ascomycota, Sordariomycetes, Sordariales, Chaetomiaceae. The record is from RefSeq and is a predicted model, not a curated record.